This is a messenger RNA of Paraglomus brasilianum, 216 nucleotides long. The record is from the annotation of a GenBank genome assembly. NCBI's taxonomy places the organism in Eukaryota, Fungi, Glomeromycota, Glomeromycetes, Paraglomerales, Paraglomeraceae.
AUGUCAAAGGGAAAAUCGCAUAUGACCACGCAAGAUGCGGCUCGCAUCCAGUCCUCGGAAGCUCGCGCGCACGGCGGAGGGGUUUCAUCGGGCUCCUUUGCUGCUAGGGCACAAUCAGCAGCAGCCCGUAAUGCAAGUACUGGAAAAGUUUCCGGCGGCGGAUCUAAAGGAAGUGGCGAUGGAGACGCUCAUCCUCCAAGUCUCAGUUAUUCGUGA